AUUAUAUCUACCUAUUAAUUCCAACAUCACAAUCCAAGAGAUUAUAUUUUCAUCUGUCACAAGUUGCAACAGAAAGGAGAAGAAUGGGUGCAGAGGGCGAAGAAAGCAGGUCGGCAAAACUCAUCGGUUUUGUGUCCUUACUCCUCCAGCGUGUGGCUGAGUCGAACGAUCUUAGAUGUGGGGCCCGCGCUCAGAAGAUGUCGGUUUUCCACGGCCUCACGAGGCCAACAAUCUCCAUCCACAGCUAUCUGCAGAGGAUCUUCAAGUACGCAAAUUGCAGCACGUCGUGCUACAUUGUGGCCUAUGUUUAUCUCGACCGAUUCACACACACCCAUCCAACUCUCAAAAUCAACUCUUUCAAUGUGCACAGGCUGCUUAUCACUAGUGUCAUGCUCUCUGCUAAAUUCAUGGAUGACAUGUAUUACAACAAUGCAUAUUAUGCGAAAGUGGGAGGGAUCAGCACAAGAGAGAUGAACAUUCUUGAAGUGGAUUUCUUAUUUGGAUUGGGAUUUCAUUUAAAUGUGACCCCAUCAACUUUUCAUUCUUAUUGUUCUCAUCUCCAAAAAGAGAUGAUGAUCAUGCAGCCUCAGCCUCAGCUCAACAUUUCAGAGGACCCCUGUGUGUUAUAUAAUAGGAAAUCAUCAUCAUCAUCAUCAUCAUCAAAAAACUUAAUCCAUUUGUGUUUUAAUGAAGAUGAAUCGUCAUCUCACCAACAACAACAGCAACUUGCUGUUUGACAUUAUUGCAUUUUUUCAUUUUCUUUACUGGAGUUAGGUUAGAUGAAGGAUGCCUUUUAAAUUUUCUCUCUCUCUCUCUCUCUCUCUCUCUCUCUCUCUUUUUCAAGUGGAUUAUUGGGUUGGAAAUUUGGGCCAUGAUUGUACUUGUGGUCUCAUUGGACCUCUCUUGUUGUUUGUUCCUUGUUUAUCAGUGACUGUUUGGCAUUUAAUCCAAUGGAAUGUACAGUGAUUGUUUCUUGCU
Molecule: messenger RNA, 978 nt
Organism: Striga asiatica
Lineage: Eukaryota; Viridiplantae; Streptophyta; Magnoliopsida; Lamiales; Orobanchaceae
Source: the annotation of a GenBank genome assembly